Molecule: messenger RNA, 1989 nt
Organism: Orcinus orca (killer whale)
Lineage: Eukaryota; Metazoa; Chordata; Mammalia; Artiodactyla; Delphinidae
Gene: LAGE3
Product: L antigen family member 3
Exons: 3
Coding region: 99-575 (158 amino acids)
Cellular component (GO): EKC/KEOPS complex
Source: RefSeq, a predicted model, not a curated record
UUCAGGAAGGAGCCGUUGUCUCUUAGCCGACAUCGGAGAGAGCGGAUGGGGAGACCAGCGGCCCGAAGACAGAGUCGGAGGCAGAGCGCGCUGCAGCCAUGCAGGCGGCAGAGGCGGACGCAGGCGCAGGCAGGAUGGCGGGCGGCGCUGAAGGCCUGGACAGCCAGGGGGGCAGCGGGGGCAGGGGGGACCGGGGCGGCCCUCGCAGCGGGGGUGCUGCUGCCGCUGCAAACGACGGAGCUCUGUGUGCCGCGCCGGCACAGCACUCUCCGGGGCCGGGCGGACACCCCGCGUCCACAGCCAGAAGGCCGGGAAGCCGGCCACACGUAUUCGCCCUAAGUGUGCCUUUCCCGUCCACCUUGGAGGCGGAGAUCGCCCGUGGGUCCCUGGCCCCAGAUGCCGAACUGCACCAUGGGGCUGUUGGGAAGGAGCUCACAGUAAGCGGCAGCGUCCUGGCGGUCCACUGGAGAGCUGAAGAUUCCCACCUCCUCCAAAUUUCCAUCGUCAACUUUCUUGACCAGCUUUCUCUGGUGAUACGGACCAUGCAGCGCUUUGGGCCCCCUGUUGCACGCUAAGCCAGGGCUAGAGAAGGGGAUUAAGGUCUAAACUUGUGUCCCUUCCUAGACAGUGCAUCCCUCCUAGGGCAGUGAUUUCUGUAGUAGUUGCCACUUUAUUAUGGGGGCCUCAUCUUUUGCCUCUACUGGCCCUUGCGUGCUGAGGGUUCACUUACUUUGUUUGGUGCUUAAAUGUUUCUUAACUACUGAAAAUAAAACUGAGCUAUGGGGCUUCCCUGGUGGCGCAGUGGUUGAGAAUCUGCCUGCUAAUGCAGGGGACACGGGUUCCAGCCCUGGUCUGGGAAGAUCCCACAUGCCGCGGAGCAACUGGGCCCGUGAGCCACAACUACUGAGCCUGCACGUCUGGAGCCUGUGCUCCACAACAAGAGAGGCCGCGAGAGAGGCCCGCGCACCACGAUGAAGAAUGGCCCCCGCCUGCCACAACUAGAGAAAGCCCUGGCACAGAAACGAAGACCCAACAAAGCAAAAAUAAAUUAAUUAAUUAAUAAAACUCCUACCCCCAACAUCUUUAAAAAAAAAAAACAAAAACUGAGCUACGAUGCUAUGUCUGACUUUAUUUUCAACUACAGCACCUUUAAAUAUUCUUGCCUCUGUCCUUAAAUUGGAGGGGAGGUUCUGUGAUUCAGAUAUUCAAGUAGUACAAUGCAACUGAAGACAGUUUAAGAAAUGGAAGAGGAUAGGUCCUGUCUGUCAUUCAGUAUUAACUACUGUCAACAUUUUGGAAUAUUUUCUUAGUUUUAUAGUGGUAUUUAUGUAGUAAAUGUGUAACAGUAAUAAUAUUUUGCAAGUUUAGCAUUUUUCCUCAUAUUUUUCACCUAACAUGAACCUUUUUCUAAAAAUUCUUCAAAAGCAUUAUUGAAUGGAUACAUAAAAGAUACAUUAUUGAAUGUUUGAAUUAUUUUCAAUUUUUGCCAUAUUAUAUAGGUAAUGAUUCAGUGGAAUGCUGGUAUGUAGAGCUUUGCCUGAGUGAUUGUUUUCUUAAGAUAGACUACAAGAGGUAAAUUGGUUAAAUAUGUGAAGCUCUCACGCUGCAGUGUGUGAAAUUGCUCUCCAAAUUGUACAGAAAGUGUACCCUCCCACCAGAACGCUGGUUUCUCACAUCCUUGUCACUACUGGGUCUCCUCGGUAAAAUUUUUUUAAAAACUGGGUUUGUAUGACAAGAGCAAACAGCCGAGAAACACUCGAAUAGGAACUUUGUGGCUUACUGGCCUUGUCUCAGAUCAGUGAAGAAAAAGUGCUAGGACAGUCAUUCAAGCCUUUAGUUAGAAGGAGUUAGCUUCCUGUAAAAGGUGUUGUAUCCCGCAGCCUUUCUAAGCUCACUUAUAUUCUAGUAGCUCUUUGGUAGAUGCCGUUGGAUUUUCAUCGUUGAUCACGUUUUCUCAGAAUAAAGGCAGUUUUGCUUCUUCCUUUCCAA